AUGUCGCGUCGGGACGAUGAUCUGGCGUACGGGGACUAUCACGGCCAGGCAGAGGGUGAGGAGGCAGACCGCGGGAUGAUGGGAGACAUGGGUCGGCGCUUCUUUGGGGGCAAGAAGGAGCAUUCACAGCCUCACCAAGGCUCCUCGAACUCAGGCGGCAUGUCGUUUCUCUUUGAUAAGAUUCACAAGGAGGUCCACAAGAUUAGCGCCGACCUCAAGGACUCUUUCUCAGGAAAGAACGAUGAGCCUGUCCAGGCACAACAGCAGGGCGAACCACAGCCCGGACAGGAAUACCACAACCAGCACCGCUUCUUGAGCUUUGCUCCUGAGCGUCAUGGCAACGAUAUCAAGUGGUAUGUCGAUGGUGCUUCUUACAUGUACGCCGUAUCGGUUGCACUAGAGCAAGCCCGCGAGUCAAUCUGGAUCCUGGACUGGUGGCUGUCCCCAGAGCUCUACCUUCGACGACCUCCAGCCAAGAACCAGCAGUACCGUGUCGAUCGGCUGCUUCUAGCUGCCGCCGAACGCGGAGUCAGGGUCAACAUCAUAGUCUACAAAGAAGUCACGCAGGCUUUGACGCUCUCUAGUUCUCAUACCAAGCACCAUUUGGAGGAUCUCCACCCCAACAUUGGUGUCUUUAGACACCCCGACCAUACCCCAGAUGCCGCGGUGCUCUCUGGCCAGUUCUUCAACACCAUGAAGAACAUGACGUUUUCGCCUGCAAAGAUUGCGCAACUACCGCUAGACGGUCUCAAGAGCUUCUACGGUUCGACCGGCGAUACCGUUCUUUACUGGGCGCAUCACGAGAAGCUCUGCUUGAUCGAUGGGCAGAUUGCAUUCAUGGGAGGAUUGGAUCUCUGUUACGGACGUUGGGAUACCAACUCUCACCCGAUCUCAGAUGCGCACCCUGGUAGUCUUGAUCGAAUCGUGUUCCCUGGACAAGACUUUAACAAUGCCAGGAUGCUAGACUUCGCCGCUGUUGACCAUUGGGAAGAAAACAAGCUCGACAGGACGCAGAGCUCUCGCAUGGGAUGGUCCGAUGUAGCGCUCAACUUACGUGGUCCAGUUGUCCAAGACCUCCGCACGCAUUUCACGCAACGCUGGAACUUCAUUUACGACGAAAAGUACUCUCACAAAGCAACCAGGUACCAGAGGCUUCCUGAUACCACAAGCGGUGCCCAGCAGGGCGGCGAGUACCCACCUCAGCAGCGAGAGGGAGAAGAGGGAGAAGAGGGCUCUCGAGGAUUUGGUGGUGAUGGUGAGGAGGGCGAACGAGGCUUGUUCGGCCGGGGCGGCGGAUUCCGUCAAAAGAUGUACAACCGCGUCAACGAGGAAUACCAAGAACACUACGGUCAUCAAGAACAGCAACAGCACUAUCAGUCACACGCGGAACACGGUGCGCAGAGAGCCAACGUCGACUGCCAAAUCACUCGUAGCGCUACCAAAUGGAGUCACAACAUUUCCACUGAGCACUCGAUCCAAAACGCCUACGUGGAGACCAUCAGGAACAGCCAGCACUUUGUCUACAUCGAAAACCAAUUCUUCAUCACGGCUACGGGCGACCAGCAACGACCGAUCAAGAACCAGGUCGGAGCGGCAAUCGUCGAGCGCAUCGUUCGUGCUGCUCGUAAUGGCGAGAAGUACAAGAUGAUCGUAGUUAUCCCUGCCGUCCCUGCCUUUGCUGGCGACCUUAAGCUUGACGAAGCUCUGGGCACACGAGCUAUCAUGGAGUUCCAGUACGACUCCAUCAACCGUGGAGGUCAUUCCAUCUACGAGGAGAUUGCCAAGGCUGGCUUCAACCCCAUGGAUUACAUCAGGUUUUACAACCUUCGGAGUUACGAUCGCAUCAAUGCCAGUAAGGUCAUGCAAGACGCCGAGCAGCGUAGUGGUGUCUCGUACGGACAAGCUAGUGAGGGCUUUGAUGCGGCGCAUGAGGGAGCGCGAGACUACCAAGCUUACCGUCCUCCACCGACUGCUGAGUACGGCGUCUACGAGAUGGACGGAGGUGGUCGUCCUCCUCAGCAGCAGGCAUAUGAGAUGGAUGCCGGGUACGGAGGCCCUCCCAACGACGGAAGGCAGUCUAACUACAACCGGUACCAGCAAGAAGCCGAGAAGAUCGGUGGACGCCAAGGCCUCGGUGACGGUCGCUGGGAUUCGGUCUGCGAGUGCUACAUGCUCAACGGCGAAGACAUUCGCAAUGUUCCUUGGGAAGGCGGGGCAGUAGAUGAGAUAGACGCUUUCGUGAGCGAGGAACUUUACAUCCACAGCAAGCUCCUGAUCGCCGACGACACUACCGUCAUCUGCGGAUCCGCCAACCUGAACGAUCGCUCCCAACUCGGCGACCACGAUUCCGAGAUCGCAAUCAUCAUCCGUGACCCGGACAUGAUUGACUCCUCCAUGGAUGGCCGCCCCUACCAAGUGUCUCGCUUUGCCAGCUCUCUCCGCCGAGAGAUCUUCCGCAAGCACCUAGGUCUGCUCAAGCAUCAGCCUGUCGAUGGCGUAGACGAGAACUGGCAGCCCGUUACUACUCCGCAAGUCUACGACUGGGGAUCUGAUAUGGACAGACAGGUUGCAGACCCACUGUCCGAUGAAUUCCAGGACCUGUGGAACUGGCGCGCCAACACAAACACCAACGCUUUUGGCAAGAUCUUUCACCCCGUUCCUUCGGAUGAGGUCAGGAACUGGAAGCAGUAUGAUGAGUACUAUUCCCGCUUCUUCGGCCAGUCGCAGCAGGACAAGGAGAACAAGAAGCCCAGCCUGUACAAGUGGGGCCACGUCGUAGCCGAGAACUUCAGCCAGGGCGAGCAGGGUGUGCAAGAGGUCAAGGAGGUGCUGAGUACCAUCAAGGGUACGCUUGUGGAGAUGCCGCUGCUGUUCCUGAAGGAAGAGGAUAUUGCGAAAGAAGGCGUGGGCUUGAACGCUCUCACAGAGGAAAUCUACACUUAG
Messenger RNA from Ascochyta rabiei, 2943 nucleotides. RefSeq names its product Phospholipase D. Bases 1 to 2943 code for a protein of 980 amino acids. The transcript is spliced from 6 exons. The record is from RefSeq and is a predicted model, not a curated record. Gene Ontology annotation, molecular function: D-type glycerophospholipase activity. NCBI's taxonomy places the organism in Eukaryota, Fungi, Ascomycota, Dothideomycetes, Pleosporales, Didymellaceae. Gene Ontology annotation, biological process: intracellular signal transduction; phosphatidic acid biosynthetic process; cell motility.